This is a messenger RNA of Cladophialophora bantiana CBS 173.52, 210 nucleotides long. RefSeq lists its product as uncharacterized. The coding region runs from base 1 to 210 and encodes 69 amino acids. The record is from RefSeq and is a predicted model, not a curated record. NCBI's taxonomy places the organism in Eukaryota, Fungi, Ascomycota, Eurotiomycetes, Chaetothyriales, Herpotrichiellaceae. The transcript has a single exon.
AUGGCCCUUCUGAGCUUUGAAACACAGAAAACUGAGAACCGAGGGGCAAGUUGUGGGCCCCCUUUAUACACUCAGGGUUAUGGUCAAGCUGCUAAGGGCAAUCCUCAGAGCUCGCUAAGUGGUGCUCAGAAUCGCACAGCCACAGCUCAGAAUGGCUUAGUCACGACUCACAUUAAGUGGCGAGAUGCUCAGGUCUCGAAACGGAAAUGA